AUGGAAGCCACAUUAUGUGAGUUCAGGGCUGGUAAAUUAAGGCUUCAGAAUGGACAGCUGGUCCCCGACACGCGAAAGGGGCUCGCGAAGCUUAUACAGACCGAGGAUACGCUCGUCCACGUGCAAUGGUACGAGCGUACGGCAACUGGCACUGUUGACGUGCCUGAGGAUGAUAUCAUCGUGUUUCCGGGAGAGGCGACCCUCGAAAUGAUCCCUGGCCAGCGCGCAGCCGUGCUCAAGUUCGUGGACGACCGGACCCGGGACAUGUUCUUCUGGUUUCAGGUUCCCCAGCCGGAGGGCGAUACGGCCUUGGUGGCCUCUUUCAAUGCGGCGCUGGCUGGAGCACACGAGCUGGGGGAUGCCUCAACCGGCGGCAAUGGUGGAGGUGGAGGUGGGGGAAACGGGUCGGAGUGGGCGGUGGACGGCCUCGCGCCCACAUCGGCUGUGGAGCACGCGCAUGUGGCGAGUGAGGCGGGGGCGGGGGCCAUGCUGGGUCAGGGCCAGUCCGUGGGGCAGCUGCCCACAGCACCCGCACAAACGCCGGGCAGCAUAGCAGCCACGAAUGCGCAGGCUGGUCACCUGGCGGCCAUCUUAGGCAAUGCCAUCGCUGCGGGGCUGGGUGGCGGGUCGCGUCCGGCGUACGGCCCUGAAGAGCAGCUGGCGCAGAGCCUGCUAGCCCAGCUGGCGGCGGUGCAGGGUCACAACCGACGAACCGCGGUGGCCCCCGGACCGUCCCUGGCGGAAGUGCUGCGCCCCGAAACCAUCCUGCCCGUACUGCGGGACCCUGCCGUACUGGAGGUGCUGGGGCCGCACCUGCCCGAGGAACACAGAACCCCGGAGGCUCUCGUGGCCUUGGCUCACAGUCCGCAGUUCCAGCAGCAACUGGGCAGCUUCAGUACGGCACUACAGACCGGGCAACUGGACUUGUCGCAGUUUGGAUUGAGGGCCACGGGAUACUCCGUAGCCGACUUCCUGUCCGCUAUCCAGGACCUUGUGAACCGGGAGCGGCAGCAGAAUCAAAACCAGGCUCAGGGAGGGGGACCAGCCGGAGCAGAGGGAGGCCAGCAGCCGCAGGCGCCAGGGGGGAGCGGGGCGCCGGGGGCUGGUGGGGACGUGGGCGGGGGCGGGGGCCCGGCUCCUAUGGAACAGUAA
This is a messenger RNA of Volvox carteri f. nagariensis, 1152 nucleotides long. RefSeq names its product adhesion molecule. NCBI's taxonomy places the organism in Eukaryota, Viridiplantae, Chlorophyta, Chlorophyceae, Chlamydomonadales, Volvocaceae. The transcript has 10 exons. Bases 1 to 1152 code for a protein of 383 amino acids. The record is from RefSeq and is a predicted model, not a curated record. Gene Ontology annotation, cellular component: cytoplasm; proteasome regulatory particle, lid subcomplex; nucleus. Gene Ontology annotation, biological process: ubiquitin-dependent protein catabolic process. Gene Ontology annotation, molecular function: endopeptidase activator activity; proteasome binding; ubiquitin binding.